AGGAGGAAGGAGCUGACCCAUUCCUGCCUAGGAGGUGGUAGAAGGAAGAUGCCCAGGACUUUGAACCCACUUCAUGACUUCUGGCUUCUAGUGUGGCUACAGCUGCUCUUGGGACCUAGUGCUGUUCCUCCAGCCUGGGCCUUGAACCUGGACCCAGCAAGGCUCACCAUCUACACAGGCCCCAAUGGCAGCCACUUUGGAUUUUCUCUGGACUUCUACAAGGACAGCCGUGGGAGCGUGAUCAUAGUGGUGGGCGCUCCUCAGACUCUGGGCCGCGACGAGGAGAAGAUGGGCGGCGUGUUCCUGUGCCCCUGGAGGGCCGAGGGCGACCAGUGCAACUCGCUGCUCUUCGACCUGAAUGAUGAAACCCGCAAAGCCGGCGCUCAAACUUUCCAAACCUUCAAGGCUCGGCAAGGGCUGGGGGCGACGGUCGUCAGCUGGAAGGACAACAUUGUGGCCUGCGCCCCCUGGCAGCACUGGAACGUCCUAGAAAAAACGGAGGAGGCUGAGAAGACGCCGGUAGGUGGCUGCUUUGUGGCUCAGCUCCAGAACCGCAGCCGCGCGGAGUUCUCGCCCUGCCGAGCCAACACCAUGAGCCGGAUUUACGUGAAAAAUGAAUUCACCGGGGACAAGCGCUACUGCGAAGUGGGCUUCAGCGCGGUGGUCACGCAGGCUGGAGAGCUGGUGCUUGGGGCCCCUGGAGGUUAUUUUUUCUUAGGUCUCCUGGCGCGGGCUCCAAUUGCCGAUAUCGUCUCCAGUUACCGCCCGGCCACCCUCUUGUGGCACGUGCCCAGUCAGCGCUUGACCUUUGACUCCAGCAACCCAGAGUACUUCGACGGCUACCGGGGAUACUCGGUAACUGUGGGCGAGUUCGAUGGGGACUUCAGCACUACAGAAUAUGUCUUUGGUGCCCCCACCUGGAGGUGGACCCUGGGAGCGGUGGAAAUUUUCGACUCAUACUACCGGAAGCUACACCGGGUACACGGAGAACAGAUGGCUUCAUACUUUGGGCACUCGGUGGCUGUCACUGAUGUCAAUGGAGAUGGGAGGCAUGACCUGCUAGUGGGUGCGCCCCUAUAUAUGGAAAGCCGCGCUGACCGCAAGCUGGCCGAGGUGGGGCGCGUGUACCUGUUCCUGCAGCCUCGAGGCUCCCACGCCCUGGGCGCCCCCAGCCUCCUGCUAACCGGAACACAGCUCUAUGGGCGAUUUGGUUCGGCCAUUGCACCCCUGGGUGACCUCAACCGGGAUGGCUACAAUGAUGUUGCGGUGGCUGCCCCCUAUGGGGGUCCCAGUGGCGAGGGUCAAGUGCUGAUAUUCCUGGGUCAGAGUGAGGGCCUUAGCCCCCGCCCCUCCCAGGUCCUGGACAGCCCCUUCCCGGCAGGCUCUGGCUUCGGUUUCUCCCUGCGAGGUGCCACAGACAUCGAUGAUAACGGAUAUCCAGAUCUACUGGUGGGAGCGUAUGAGGCCAGCAAGGUGGUUGUAUACAGAGCCCAGCCCGUGGUGAUGGCCACUGUCCAGCUGCUGGUGCAAGAUUCGCUGAACCCUGCUGUGAAGAACUGCGUCCUGAGCCAGACCAAGACGCCAGUGAGCUGUUUUAACAUCCAGAUGUGUGUGGGCGCCACGGGGCAUAACAUUCCUCAGAAGCUCCGCCUAAGUGCUGAGCUGCAGCUGGACCGGCAGAAGCCCCGCCAGGGCCGCCGUGUGCUGCUACUCAGCUCCCAGCAGGCGGGCACCACCCUGCACCUGGACCUGGGUGGGAGGCACAGCCCCAUCUGCCACAACGCCACCGCCUUCCUCCGAGACGAGGCUGACUUCCGGGACAAGCUGAGUCCCAUCGUGCUCAGCUUCAAUGUGUCCCUGCAGCCUGAGAAAGAGGGGUCAGCCCCAGGUGUCGUGCUGCAUGGAGACACCCAUGUCCAAGAACAGACCCGAAUCAUCCUGGACUGUGGCGACGACGACCUGUGUGUGCCCCAGCUCGAGCUCUCGGCCAGUGUGUCGGGCUCCCCACUCCUCAUUGGAGCCGACAAUGUGCUGGAGCUGCGGAUGGAAGCGGCCAAUGAGGGGGAGGGGGCCUACGAGGCCGAGCUGGCUGCACACCUGCCCCCGGGAGCCCACUACAUGCGGGCCCUCAGCGACACGGAGGGCUUGGAGAGGCUUGUUUGUAACCAGAAGAAGGAGAACGAAAGCAAGGUGGUGCUGUGCGAGCUGGGCAACCCCAUGAAGAAGAAUGCCCAGAUAGGAAUUACGAUGCUGGUGAGUGUGGACAACCUGGAGGAGGUUGGGGAGCAUGUGUCCUUCCGGCUGCAGAUCAGGAGCAAGAACAGCCAGAAUCCAAACAGCGAGGCGCUACUGCUGCACGUGCCUGUCAGGGCGGAGGCCCGCAUGGAGCUGCGAGGGAACUCUUUUCCAGCCUCUCUGGUGGUGGCAGCGGAAGGCAGCAGGGAAAACAGUUCUGACAGCUGGGGCCCCAAAGUGGAGCACACCUAUGAGCUCCACAACAAUGGCCCUGGUACUGCAAGUGGCCUGCACCUCAGUCUCCAGCUCCCAGGCCAGUCCCAACCCUCAGACCUGCUCUACCUCCUGGAAGUACAGGCCCAGGGGGGCCUUCAGUGCUGCACAGAGCCCUCUCCUGACCCCCUCAAGCUGGACUGGAGGUUGCCCAAGCCCAGCCCUUCCCUGGCUCACCCCGCGCAUCACGAGCGGGAGCGCAGACAUGCGUUGCUGCCCCGGCAGAAGCAGCCCUCGCGCCUUCGGGACCCGGUGCUGGUGAGCUGUGACUCGGCGCCCUGUACUGUGGUGCAGUGUGAGCUCGCGGAGAUGGCGCGGGGGCAGCGGGUGAUGGUCACGGUGCUGGCACUGCUGUGGCUGCCCAGCCUCCGCCAGAGACCCCUGGAUCAGUUUGUGCUGCAGUCACGUGCCUGGUUCAACGUCUCCUCCCUUCCCUACCCGGUGCCAGCCCUCAGCCUGCCCAGAGGGGAAGCUCUGGUGCAGACGCAGCUGCUCCGGGCCUUGGAGGAGAGGGACGUUCCACUCUGGUGGGUGCUGGUAGGCGUGCUGGGCGGCCUGCUGCUGCUCACGCUCCUGAUCCUGGCCAUGUGGAAGGCUGGCUUCUUCAAGCGGAACCGGCCACCCCUGGAAGACGAAGAUGAAGAGGAGUGAGGUGCAGCCACAUCUGUCCUUCCAGAAGGCCACGGGCUGCCCUGCCCCUCGUGAUCCAUGGAUGCCUCCUGAUGCCCUCACCCUCCCAACAGAGUGGGCCACCCUCUUACCAGGUGCUUAAUAAAGCGACUGAACCC
Molecule: messenger RNA, 3296 nt
Organism: Talpa occidentalis (Iberian mole)
Lineage: Eukaryota; Metazoa; Chordata; Mammalia; Eulipotyphla; Talpidae
Gene: ITGA2B
Product: integrin subunit alpha 2b
Exons: 30
Coding region: 49-3159 (1036 amino acids)
Biological process (GO): cell-matrix adhesion; angiogenesis; cell-cell adhesion
Cellular component (GO): integrin complex; external side of plasma membrane
Molecular function (GO): integrin binding
Source: RefSeq, a predicted model, not a curated record